Plasmopara halstedii is the source of this 402-nucleotide messenger RNA. RefSeq lists its product as uncharacterized. Bases 1 to 402 code for a protein of 133 amino acids. NCBI's taxonomy places the organism in Eukaryota, Oomycota, Peronosporomycetes, Peronosporales, Peronosporaceae. The record is from RefSeq and is a predicted model, not a curated record. The transcript is spliced from 2 exons.
AUGUCUACGAACAUAUUCGGUGGGUUGUGCGGCUUUUCGGCCUCUGCGACGCCGCAAACGAUCGUUGAGAAUUUGUCGAGAGCUGACAGCAUUUUGUUGUUAAGCGAAUAUGGUAAGGAACUGACCCGUUUGCGAAUACAGACGAUGGCACGUGCUCGAGAGGAAUACACGCGCCGUGUCGCCGAGGUGAAACCAGUUACCAUUAAAGACCUUUCAAAGCGUGUCGUAGCGAUGAUGAUGAGCCGAUUCAGGAUCGCGUCCGAGCUAGUGCCUGAUUCAACGUUUGAUUUUUUAUUAGCAAAUGCACAGGAAUAUUUCAAACCCCUGAAAAAUAAUAAUUAUGGUGGAUACAUUGCCUUCGAGUGCUCAGUCUCAAACAAGCUUGCUAAAAUAUCGCCUUGA